This is a messenger RNA of Aethalodelphis obliquidens (Pacific white-sided dolphin), 453 nucleotides long. RefSeq names its product homeobox protein cut-like 1. Bases 31 to 426 code for a protein of 131 amino acids. The record is from RefSeq and is a predicted model, not a curated record. The transcript has a single exon. Lineage: Eukaryota; Metazoa; Chordata; Mammalia; Artiodactyla; Delphinidae.
CCGGCGGCGGCUCAGCUGCCGGUGGCACGCAUGGCUCGCCGAGGAGGAGACGCCUCCCGCGCGCCCUCCCUCCCGCUAGCCUUCGCCCGCGCGCCCCGCAGCUCCGCUCGCCGCUCGGCUCCGGCACCGGCGGCGCCGGCCCGGGGAGCGCGAGCAGCGGGUGGCCGCGCGUCCUCGGAGCAAUGGCCUUCAGGAGCCCCCGGCAGUCCCGCUAAGCCGAGCGCAUCCCGGAGGCGGCGGCAGCGACGCCUCCCAGCCACGCGCCCAGCCCCGGGGCCGCCCGAGGACUCCCGCCUCAGCUGGGCCUCCCGAUCCUCGUCGCUUUCCAGCCUCUCCGGGGUCCUCUCGGCGUCUCCCCUCCCCUCCGCCUCUGAACAAAGUUACUGGAAGAACAAUCGCAUCGCUGGGACCUGCCGGCGAAACUGACAGGAGUGGGGCGGGUCAGGUGUAAGU